AUGACUCCCUCCGUUGCUUCUCUUUCCUUCGUCUGCCUGCUUGUGCUUCUGCUUCCUUCUCAACAUGGCGCCUCCUCCCAUGCAAGCUACAUGCUAGGGUCCAGACAGAUUUUUUCCAAGAGACCUACCAAGUCAUCUGGCAACUCACAGCAGGCCUCCACGGUGCCUACUGCAACCACCUUUUCGUCGUCCAUCGCAACAGGCCUUGGAAACAACAAGCUACCCGUAGUGCACCCGCAGAGCACAUGCUCGCCGUUGCACAGGCUCCUGUCCCUGACGGCGGCAGAUGUCUUGCGUCGUGAUGCCUCCCGCAUCCGGCACCGUUUCUCCUCACAAUCAUCUCUGGUGGCUGCGUCGACCCUGUCACCGGCCGUGACCAUAAUCCCCACCAACGGCUCGUCGGACCCGACGAGGCUACCGGGCGCGCUGCACUACAGCGUGCUCGUCAGCUACGGCACCCCGGAGCAGCAGUUCCCAGUGUUCCUCGACACCAGCAGCAUCGGCGCGUCCCUGGUCCGGUGCAAGCCGUGCGCCUCAGAUUCUGACGACUGUCAUCCGGCGUUCGACCCGUCGCGGUCCUCGACGUUCGCCCAUGUCCUAUGCGGCGCGCCGGACUGUCCUACCAACUGCUCCGGCGACUCCUUCUGCCCGCUCGACAGCAUAUACUCGAUCAUCGAGGGCGCUUUUGCGGAGGACGUGCUCACGCUGGCGCCGUCCACAGUCAUCCAAGACUUCAGAUUCGUCUGCCUGGACGUGGAUGAACCUGAUGACCUGCCGGUGGCCGGGACCCUCGACCUCAGCCGCGACCGCAACUCACUACCGUCGCAGCUGUCAUCGUCGGGGCAGGCCCCCGCCGCUGCCUUCUCCUACUGCCUGCCGAAAUCCCCGAACUCCCAGGGCUACCUCUCCCUCGGCGUUGAUGCCACCGUCAGAGAUAAGCACGUCACAGCACACGCCCCGCUGGCGAGCAACGGCAACCCGGAGCUGGCGAGCAUGUACUUCAUCGACCUCGUCGGGAUGAGCCUCGGUGUCGAGGACAUCCCGAUCCCGGCGGGGACCUUCGGAAACAAUAGCACCAUCCUGGACGUGGGGACUACAUUCACCAUGCUGACGCCGGACGCGUACAUGCUGCUGCGCGACUCCUUCCGGAAGCAGAUGUCGCAGAACAACCGCUUGUCGCAGGGGUUCGAUGGCUUCGACACGUGCUUCAACUUAACCGGGGUGCGUGGCCUCACCAUACCGCUCCUCUGGUUCAAGUUCAGCAACGGCGAGAGGCUGCUAAUCGACUUGGACCAGAUGCUGUACUAUGACGACCCCGCCGCCGCUCCGUUCACCAUGGCCUGCUUAGCCUUCUCCUCCUUGGACGCCAGCGAUGUCUUCUCCGCCGUGAUUGGGACGUAUACGCUGGCGUCCACGGAGGUGGUCUACGACGUGGCCGGAGGAAAGGCUUGGACCUGUGUUCAUGAUAUGCUGUCAUCAGCCAACAACCUUAAUCUAUUACUGCUACCUUGUGACAAUGACUCAUCUCUCGACCCUCUGAUCAAUCGUCUCCUCACAACACAUCGUCUUUGUGCUUCCUGCUUGUCGGCUCAUCGCUGCUUGCCUUAUGCCACGACUGUGACCGCCACCACCACAGCAGCUAGGGAUAGGAGUGUCCCAUUGAGGAUAGAGAGAUGUGAGAGCUGA
Messenger RNA from Miscanthus lutarioriparius, 1686 nucleotides. Lineage: Eukaryota; Viridiplantae; Streptophyta; Magnoliopsida; Poales; Poaceae. The record is from the annotation of a GenBank genome assembly.